UAUGCUUAUGCGCUUAUGCGCUUAUGCAAAAUGUGUGUGCUCUCUCCGACUUUACCCGACAAGUAGCAUAUUUUCGUGUCUCUUCAAAUAAAUUCUAAAAAAAAGAUAUGCUACCUGUUGGGUAAAACUUACCAACAGUUGGAACAACCGUUCCUCAAUCUGUGAUAUCACGUGAAACAGUUUAAUCGUAACCUAACUUAACCUAUGUUAUGAGAAUGCUCAACUGUGAUUAGUCAAUCGAUUAGAGAUUUUUAAAUACAGCAUGGCAGAAAUUGCAGCAAAUUUGAGAUCAGUCUGCGAUAAAAUAUUAUGUGCUGCUACGAAAAGAUCAUUGGAACAUCGAUAUUAUGAACCGCGAUUGACAGCAGUUAGCAAGUUACAAUCGGUAGAAUUGAUAUUAUGCGCCUAUGAAGCUGGUCAAAGACAUUUUGGUGAAAAUUAUGUGAAUGAAUUGGUGGAAAAGGCUUUAAACCCACAGAUUCUUGAAAAAUGCAAGGAAAUUCAAUGGCAUUUCAUAGGCAAUUUACAAAGGAAUAAGGUCAAUAAGAUUUUAAAUAUACCAAAUUUAUAUAUCAUAGAAACUAUCAGUAAUGACAAACUUGCAAAUGUGCUUAAUAACUCGUGGCCAAGAUUUCGAAAGAGCGAUGAUAGCAAAUUAAAUGUUAUGGUACAAGUCAACACAAGUGAAGAAGAGGAAAAAAAUGGCUGUAAUAUUACACAAGUAUCGACUCUUGUAAAGCACAUUAUAAACAAUUGCCAUAAUUUAAAAUUUAUGGGUCUUAUGACAAUAGGAAUGUUUGGAUAUAAUAUUGCAAAUGGUCCAAAUCCAGAUUUUGUCGGCUUAAUAAAAUGCAGAGAAAAGAUGAGUGAUGAAUUAAAGAUUGAUAUAAAAAAUAUCGAAUUAUCAAUGGGAAUGUCUAACGACUAUGAACAUGCGAUUGAACUUGGCAGUACAAAUGUAAGAGUAGGAACAGCUAUUUUUGGUAAUAGACCACAGAAGAAUAUCUUGUGAAAAAAAGAUUGAACUAGAUGAUAUUGUUUUAUCUGAUAUGCAAUGAGAUUUACAUUGUAAUUAUUAUAUCAAAGUUGCAACAUUUUUUCGUUUGAAGAUUUUCAAACAUACAAAUCGCAAAAACAAUUCUAUAAAAUUUUUGUACAUUUUGAAA
Molecule: messenger RNA, 1166 nt
Organism: Nylanderia fulva
Lineage: Eukaryota; Metazoa; Arthropoda; Insecta; Hymenoptera; Formicidae
Product: pyridoxal phosphate homeostasis protein
Cellular component (GO): intracellular anatomical structure
Molecular function (GO): pyridoxal phosphate binding
Source: RefSeq, a predicted model, not a curated record